AUGGAGAUCUACAACUUCCGAUCCACCAAACAAAAGGAGGGUCAGAUAUUAGACGAGUAUGUCACAGAACUACGUACGCUUUCCAAAACAUGCGAGUUAACCGAUGCAGACAAAGAAAUCCUGACAAAGCUAAUUCAACACUGCUCCUCCAAUCGACUCCGACACAGGGCUCUCCGUGAACCGGACAAAACGCUUACACAAAUAAUCGACAUGGGCCGCACAUUGGAAAUAGCAGAUCAACAGGCCUCAACUAAGGAACGCGAAACUGUCCACACACUGACACGGAAAUACAACGACACCAAAACGAAGCGACCCCCAGCAAAAACUGCCAGCCGUGCCAGUGGUCCUAAACGCUCAACACAGCCCAACCAAACAGCGGCACAUCAGGCACGAUGUAAACUCUGCAUUUAUUGUGGAGGGAGCUAUCCCCAUACAGGCACAUGCCCAGCGAAGGGACAAACCUGUAACUAUUGCGGAAAACUGAAUCACUUCCAGCGGGCCUGUAUCAAACGCAAGAAAGACACGGCCGUACACAACAUCCAAGUGAGUGAGGACGACUACUGCUACACAUUGCAUAACAAUGAACAUACAGUAUACACACUGUCAUUGCCCACAGCCCAAGUCAGAGUAAACAAUCGGGAGAUCAUUAUUCUUCUUGACACGGGUUCAACGGUAAACAUUCUGGAUGAACGUGGCUACGCAAGUGGGGGCAGUCCGCCCAUGAAACGCCGCGGACAGUCACAAGUGCAUGCCUAUGGUGAAGCUUGA
Molecule: messenger RNA, 768 nt
Organism: Patiria miniata (bat star)
Lineage: Eukaryota; Metazoa; Echinodermata; Asteroidea; Valvatida; Asterinidae
Exons: 1
Coding region: 1-768 (255 amino acids)
Source: RefSeq, a predicted model, not a curated record